AAAGAAAAAAAAAAAAAAAACUGACAUGAACUCCUAAUAUAAUGGCCAACGUCUUUAUUCUUCUUCUUCUUCUUUUUUUUGUUUUCCUUCUCUUCAAAAUAUUUUUUUUUUCUUUUAAUAAUAUCAUGUCGUCCUUUCUAUCUUUUAACAAACAAAAAAAGAAAGAGGAAAUAGAUGAAAAGCAAUUAAAUGAGUCAUAUCAGCUCAUUGAUACAAAUUCGAUAGAUCGUCUGGUUAGGAUGCUCGAACAACACUCACAACGUCUUGAAAUUGAAAACAAGGAAUUAAAGCUGAUUAUUAUCGAAACACAAACCAAGUAUGAAAAGGCACAAAAAAAAACAAAUAAUUCGUUCUAAUAUGAUUCAACAAUCGAAAUCAGAUCCAUUAAUAUUUGGUGGUUCAGAUGCGCUAUGGGAUACAAUUGCUAAAAACCAAGGAAGUGAUACAACUGUAGAAAAAAUAAUAAGUAAUUUUUUGCGUCGAGGAGGUUCACCGAAUACAGCGAAACAAUCACCCUCGAUGGGUUCUGUUAAAUAUGGCUAUGGCAUGAUUCACGCCUUAAUUGUUACCAAGGCAUCAAAUUCGUUAGACUUACUCCUACAGCAAGGAGCAAAUCCAAAUAGCAUGAGUAUAAGUCAAAUAGAUGAAGAAAAGGUCUCACCUUGUUAUUUAGCGGCAAGUAUAGGGUGGUUACUAGGUUUACAAAAAAUGGUUCAAGUAGGUGGCGAUAUCAUGUCAGCUAGAGGAGAAGGAAGUAAAAAGAAAACUGCACUUCAAGUAGCAGCAGAGCAUGGACAUGUUCAUGUAGUUGAAUAUAUUAUUCAUAUAACAGAAGGUGUAUUAAAUUUAGAGACAGAUGCUCUAGGAGCCAACGUGUUACAUUAUGCUUGUGCAUCAGGACAUAAAGAACUUGUUUCUUACGCUAUCAAAGUCUGUCAGGUACCAGUGAAUAAAGCUGAUCAUCGAGGAGAAUUACCAAUCCAUUGGGCAACUCGUCAUGGGAAACUUGAAGUUGUAAGUCUUCUUAUUGAACGUUAUGGAUCCUAUAUAAAUCCUUAUGUAAAUAAAAAAGUCGGUACACCCUAUGAUAUUGCUAAAUCAUUAGGUCAUAAACGGUUAGUUACAUAUCUUAAACAACAUGGAGGAAUGGCUGCAAAAAAGAUGGACAAACAUAAAGAAGAAGACCUAGUUCAACAAGUGCCAAAACAUCUUGAGCAUGUGCUUUCUAAAAACGGAUUCUUUUUUGAUGAUCUUGAUGAAGCCAUAUUUUAAAUAAAAUACAUUCUACUCCUCUCUUUAUUAUUAAAUCUCAGAACAAUAAGUUUUAAAGUUCAUGUUGGUAUCCCUGAAUAAUAAUAAUAAAAAAAAACA
Messenger RNA from Cokeromyces recurvatus, 1371 nucleotides. RefSeq names its product ankyrin repeat-containing domain protein. Gene Ontology annotation, molecular function: protein binding. Bases 319 to 1272 code for a protein of 317 amino acids. The record is from RefSeq and is a predicted model, not a curated record. Lineage: Eukaryota; Fungi; Mucoromycota; Mucoromycetes; Mucorales; Mucoraceae. The transcript is spliced from 5 exons.